GAGAGAGAGAGAGAGCGGAAAAGACAAGGGGGCGCGUUUGUAUGAGAUGUUCUGUUGAACAGCAGGGAGACGCUGCAUGGUUUUACUGGUCAGCCGAUGAGGAUCGCUCACGCCGGCUCUCAAAUUUGGAAGCAUUCUGGGAAUGAUCUACGGCACAUUUAUGUUCAGAAUGACUGAAGUGACAUCCUUGAAUUUACAUUCUUCUCAAGCCUUUUAGAGAAGAUCCUUUGGGCUACUGGAGCCAGUCUUGUUUCCUCUUGAGGGAUGUAACAUUAAACGGACCGUAAGCAAAGGCAUAAAGGGGCUGAGUGACGCAAGCAUAGCUCUCACCUGGGGGAGGACCAGCACUCCCUCAUUCCCAUCAUCCCUUGAGCCCCCACUCUAAAGCAGCCAUGGCGCCACGGAAACGCGGGGGCGGAGGGCACGGUGUGUCCUUCUUCUUCUGCUGCUUCCAGAGCAGUGACCACCCAGAGAUCACCUACCGUCUGCGGGAGGACUUCGCCCUGCAGACCAUGGAGCCGGCGCUGCCCAUCCCCAGCUAUGACGAGCUGGACGCCAUGUUUUCAGAGCUGGUGGAUGAGCUGGACCUCACAGAGAAGCACAGAGAGGCCAUGUUUGCCUUACCAGCAGAAAAGAAAUGGCAGAUAUACUGCAGUAAGAAGAAGGAACAAGAGGAGAAUAAAGGUGCUACUAGCUGGCCAGAGUACUACAUUGACCAGCUCAAUUCAAUGGCAGCUAGGAAAACUCUUUUGGCCUUGGAGAAGGAAGAAGAGGAGGAACGCAACAAAACUAUUGAAAGCCUGAAAACGGCACUGCGGACACAACCUAUGAGGUUUGUAACACGGUUCAUCGAUAUGGACGGCCUGACAUGCAUCCUGAACUUCCUGAAGAGCAUGGAUUAUGAGACCACUGAGUCUCAGAUCCACACUUCCCUCAUCGGCUGCAUCAAAGCCCUGAUGAACAACUCCCAGGGUCGCGCUCACGUGCUCUCUCACUCCGAGAGCAUCAACAUCAUCGCUCAGAGUCUGGCCACCGAGAACAUCAAGACUAAAGUGGCGGUGCUGGAGAUCAUGGGUGCUGUGUGUUUAGUGCCUGGAGGCCACAAGAAGAUUUUGGAGGCCAUGUUGCACUAUCAAAAGUUCUCUUGUGAGCGCACACGAUUUCAGACAUUGUUGAAUGAUCUGGACAAAAGCACGGGACGUUACAGGGACGAGGUCAGCCUGAAAACGGCGAUUAUGUCCUUCAUUAAUGCUGUUUUAAGCCAAGGAGCUGGUGAAGCCAGUCUUGAGUUCCGGGUUCAUUUGCGAUACGAGUUCCUCAUGCUGGGGAUUCAGCCCAUCAUCGACAAACUCAGGUCACAUGAAAACUCAACUUUAGACAGGCAUUUAGAUUACUUUGAGAUGCUGAGAAAUGAUGAUGAGCUCACAUUAUCCAGACGGUUUGAGUCUAUGCAUAUAGACACGAAGAGUGCGACACAAGUUUUUGAGCUUGUACGGAAGAAGCUGGCUCACACAGAUGCAUAUCCGCACUUUAUGUCUAUUCUUCACCAUUGCCUGCUCAUGCCUCAUAAGAGAAGUGGGAACACAGUGCAGUACUGGCUGCUCCUGGACCGCAUUGUCCAACAGAUGGUCCUGCAGAAUGACAAAGGUCACGACCCUGAUGUCACGCCAUUAGAAAACUUCAAUGUAAAGAAUGUGGUUCGAAUGCUUGUCAAUGAAAAUGAGGUGAAACAGUGGAAGGAACAGGCAGAAAAAAUGCGCAAAGACCAACAUGAGCUACAACAGAAGAUGGAAAAGAAGGAGCGAGAGUGUGAUGCAAAAACCCAGGAGAAGGAGGAGAUGAUGCAAACGCUCAACAAGAUGAAAGAGAAGUUAGAAAGAGAAAUGGGGGAACAUAAACUAGUCAAGCAGCAGGUGGCAGAAAUGACUUCCAGACUACAUGACCUCAGCACGAGACAAGUAGCCAGUGUUCCCGGAGGUCCUCCCAUCCCUGGCCCUCCAGGUGGCCCUCUCUUGCCCCCUCCACCUCCUCCACCUCCACCUGGUGGCAUGAUGCCGCCUCCACCACCUCCUCCACCGGGCAGUGCUAUGAUGCCACCGCCUCCACCACCGCCCCCUGGACGUCCUCCUCUCGGUGCAGCUCCGCCUCCACCAGGAGCUCCCGUGGGACCAUCCCUGAAGAAGAAAAACAUUCCUCAGCCGUCCAAUCCACUCAAGUCCUUCAACUGGGCCAAGCUGUCUGAGAACAAGCUUGAGGGAACAGUCUGGGCAGACAUUGAUGACGGCAAAGUUUUCAAAAUCCUAGACUUGGUGGAUAUUGAGAAGACUUUCUCUGCCUAUCAGAGGCAACAGGACUUCUUUAUGGUCAAUAACUGCAAGCAGAAAGAGACUGAAGACGAUGCGCUGAGCUCCAAGAAAGUCAAAGAGCUCUCUGUCAUCGAUGGCCGCCGGGCUCAGAACUGCAACAUCCUUCUCUCACGAAUGAAACUUUCCAAUGAGGAAAUAAAGAGGGCUAUUCUGACUAUGGACGAACAGGAAGAUCUGCCCAAGGACAUGCUGGAGCAGAUGCUCAAGUUUGUCCCAGAGAAGUGUGAUGUGGACCUACUAGAGGAGCACAAACAUGAGUUGGACCGCAUGGCAAAGGCAGACCGCUUCCUCUAUGAAAUGAGCAGAAUAAACCAUUACCAGCAGAGGUUACAGUCUUUGUACUUCAAAAAGAAGUUUGCAGAGAGGAUUGCAGAAAUUAAACCCAAAGUUGAAGCACUGUCCAAGGCCUCAAAAGAGGUGCUACACAGUAGAAAUCUCAAGCAGUUGCUGGAGGUGGUGCUGGCAUUCGGCAACUACAUGAACAAAGGACAGAGAGGCAACGCUUACGGCUUCAAAAUCUCCUCACUCAACAAGAUUGCAGACACCAAGUCCAGCAUCGACAAAAAUAUCACUCUACUACACUACCUGAUCACCAUUCUGGAGAAGAAGUACUCCAAAGUCAUGAUCUUCUCAGAGGAGCUGCAGAACGUGCCGGAAGCUGCAAAAGUAAACAUGAAUGAACUGGAGAAGGAGAUCAAUAAUCUUCGCAGUGGCUUAAAGAGCGUGGAGAGCGAGCUAGAAUUCCAGAAGAAGCGUCCUCAGGAGUAUGGGGAUAAGUUUGUGUCAGUAGUCAGCCAGUUCAUCACAGUGGCCAGUUUCAGCUUCUCUGAUGUCGAGGACUCCCUCAGUGAGGCCAAAGAACUGUUCUUAAAGGCAGUCAAGCACUUUGGUGAAGAUGCUGAUAAGAUGCAGCCUGAUGAGUUCUUUGGGAUAUUCGACCAGUUCUUGCAGUCCUUUGCAGAGGCCCGUCAAGAGAAUGAGAACAUGCGCCGACGCAAAGAAGAGGAGGAGCGCAGGGCACGGAUGGAGGCUCAGCUCAAGGAGCAGAGGGAGAAAGAGAAGAAGGCUCGAAAAGCCAAAGAGAACGGAGAGGAUGAUGGGGGAGAGUUUGACGACCUGGUGUCAGCUUUGCGUUCUGGAGAGGUUUUCGAUAAAGAUCUGUCCAAGAUGAAGCGCAAUCGCAAACGCAUCAACAGCCAGACGUCAGAUGCCGGCAGGGAGCGUCCAAUUACCAAGCUUAACUUCUGAACGGCGGUCAAGCUGACCAACCACUGAGACGCAUUUCAUUACAACCCAACAACCUCCCUGUGGUGGUGAAUCUGGUGAAUCCCCUCAGAGAAAAGCAUGUUUACCCAAAGACGGUCAGCUUAUCAUGUGUCAUAUGACUGUAAUGGGAAACCUGUCUAAAUGCAGAGAGAAAAGACUCUCAGAAAUUAGGAAUACAGCUGCCAAAUAAACCUAAUUUAAUGAUUUAUUUCAUCAAGAGUGCUGGAGCACCAGAAUAUUAUCAGAAAUUGAGAUAACUGUGGGUUUACUGAUUGGAUAUGAAUCAGAAACUCGGCUCAUUUGACCAUAAAAACUGCAAAUCUUGUCAACUCCAAUUUUUUCUUCCUGUAACAAAACAAAUCGCCAAAAGUAACACUCAUCUGAAUGUCUCCAUUUCUUGCUUUUCUGACUGAUUCAAAGUGGGAAUAGAUGUUAUUUAAAGAUUCAAUGACAAGUCUGUACAUAGGUCAGUGAAAAGCUGUAAAGUGACUGUACACCUUUAAGAGAAGGAUUUUGCCCUUUAGACAAAAGGUGUUUUUUGUGUGUGUGUGAGUGUUUUAAAGGAAUAUUACUGAUAUUAAUAACCAGGGUUCUGGGUUGCUUUUUCAGAAAGAGGACUGCAUUGUGAUAUUCAAUACAAACUGACUGGGAAUGUUUUUUAAAGGUGUGUUUUUAGUGGCAUCUGGAGCCUAUGUUGUCUCAAAAACUUUGGAUAGUCAUUGUACAGACUCUAUGCAGUUUCUGAUGUCAAGUGUUGGUCUCUGUUUGAGUUUUCAUGUGAAAUGAAGUCAUAUUUAAAAUGCUCUGUAAGUAACUGGAUCAAGGCAAUACUCUUCUUCCCUUAACGUUCUUCCAUCCUGUCUGGAAUCUCUCCUGGCUUUUAAUUAGCAGCCUAGUUUAUGUUGUAAAAGUUGCAAAGUUUCCUUUUUCAGUGUAAGAUACCUCCAUUGGAAUUUUAUAAUUUAAUGAAAAAACACAACCUUCCAUUGUCAGAUGAAUCAGAAGAGAAUAAAUGAAAGAAUCCGA
Molecule: messenger RNA, 4658 nt
Organism: Carassius carassius (crucian carp)
Lineage: Eukaryota; Metazoa; Chordata; Actinopteri; Cypriniformes; Cyprinidae
Gene: daam1b
Product: dishevelled associated activator of morphogenesis 1b
Exons: 26
Coding region: 393-3614 (1073 amino acids)
Biological process (GO): actin cytoskeleton organization
Cellular component (GO): stress fiber
Molecular function (GO): actin binding; small GTPase binding
Source: RefSeq, a predicted model, not a curated record